Messenger RNA from Vitis riparia (riverbank grape), 6370 nucleotides. RefSeq names its product E3 ubiquitin-protein ligase listerin. Gene Ontology annotation, cellular component: RQC complex; cytosol. Lineage: Eukaryota; Viridiplantae; Streptophyta; Magnoliopsida; Vitales; Vitaceae. The transcript is spliced from 18 exons. Gene Ontology annotation, biological process: rescue of stalled cytosolic ribosome; ribosome-associated ubiquitin-dependent protein catabolic process. The record is from RefSeq and is a predicted model, not a curated record. The coding region runs from base 116 to 5830 and encodes 1904 amino acids. Gene Ontology annotation, molecular function: zinc ion binding; ubiquitin protein ligase activity; ribosomal large subunit binding.
CGAAGAUUCAGCCCCCUUCCGCCGUGUGGUGAAGCGGUUUACGAUACAAACAUUUAUAGGCAAAGGGUUUCAAGGAGCCGAACGCGGGGAAAAUUAGACCUUCCGGAAGGAAAUAAUGGGGAGACAGAAAGGAGAGGGAGCCAGGAGCAAGUCACGCCCUUCAAGCAGCAGUCUCGCUGCCUCGCUUCUCCCCUCGGGGACAGCCGCUGUCGGAUUUGGAGGCUAUGUCGGUAGUUCUCGGCUCGAUUCAUCUCUUGCAUCCGAAGAGUUUUCGGACAUUGACAGUGAAAUGGCACAACACUUAAAGAGGCUUGCAAGGAAGGAUCCCACCACCAAGCUUAAAGCUUUGACAUGUUUAUCUAUGCUGCUCAAGCAGAAAUCUGGAAAGGAAAUAGUACUGAUCAUUCCACAAUGGGCAUUUGAAUACAAGAAGCUUUUGAUGGACUACAAUAGAGAGGUUCGACGAGCUACUCAUGACACAAUGACUAAUCUUGUCCUCGCUGUCGGAAGAGAUUUAGCAUUGCACCUGAAAUCUUUGAUGGGACCAUGGUGGUUUUCUCAGUUUGAUCAAAUUCCUGAGGUUGCUCAAGGUGCAAAGUAUUCAUUGCAGGCUGCCUUUCCAGCUCCAGAAAAGAGACUAGAUGCCUUAAUCUUAUGCACAACUGAGAUAUUUAUGUAUUUGGAUGAAAAUCUAAAGCUCACACCACAGAGCAUGUCUGAUAAAGUAACUGCUUUGGAUGAAUUGGAAGAGAUGCACCAGCAGGUGAUUUCUUCAUCAUUGUUGGCAUUAGCUACACUAAUUGAUAUUUUGGUGGGCUCGCAAUUAGAAAAACCUGGUUUUGAAAGCAUCACUGCUGAGCCAAAACAUGCUUCAAAGGCUAGGGCAACUGCAAUUUCCUUUGCUGAAAAGUUAUUCUCCAGUCACAGAUAUUUUCUCGACUUUCUCAAGUCUCAGAGCCCUGCUAUUCGGUCAGCUACAUAUUCAAUGCUGAGGAGUUGUAUUAAAAACAUUCCUCAUGCUUUUAAUGAAGAGAAUAUGAAAACUCUUGCUUCCACAAUACUUGGUUCUUUUCAGGAAAAGGACCCAUCUUGUCAUUCAUCAAUGUGGGAUGCAAUGCUACUAUUUUCUAAGAGAUUUCCUGACAGUUGGAGAUCUGUGAAUGUGCAGAAAAUCUUACUAAAUCGGUUUUGGCAUUUUCUUAGGAAUGGGUGUUUUGGAUCACAACAGAUUUCUUAUCCAAGUUUGGUCCUCUUUUUAGACUCUCUGCCUCCUAAAGAAAUAGAGGGUGAGAAAUUUUUUCUCGAAUUUUUCCAGAAUUUAUGGGUAGGAAGGAACCCAUCAAAUCCUUCAAAUGCAGAUCGAGUAGCGUUUUUCCAGGCAUUUAAAGAAUGCUUCCUUUGGGGGUUACAUAAUGCAUCAAGAUAUUGUAAUGGAGUGGAUGCCAUUCAUCAUUUUCGAGUCACUCUGAUUGACAGUGUCCUUGUAAAGCUUUUUUGGCAUGAGUACAUGUCAUUUUCCAGCUCAAAAAAUCAGGAUGUAGUGCUCUUGGGGAAUUCCAAGGAUCCUUCUGAGAGCAGCACUCAACUGGUUCACAAAAGGGCAAUGGAAAAACAGAAUAUUAAAUAUCCAAAAAGUUAUGCACAAGAUCUGGGGAAGUGCAUUAUUGAAAUCCUUUCAGGCAUUUAUUCGCUGGAUCGUGAUCUACUCUAUGCCUUCUGUGCAACAUUUCAGGAGAACUGCCUGGAGAUAGUGAAGCAAACUGAGAAUAGAGAAAAAAGUGAGAAUGUAGAACAGAUUGUCAAAUUUUUGUUAUUGGUGGAGCAAUAUGCAGUUCUAAAAGAUGAAACUUGGCCCUUGAUUCAUUUAGUGGGACCAAUGUUAUCAAAGUCUUUCCCAUUGAUUAGAUCACUUGCCUCACCAGAUGCUGUGAGACUUUUCUCAGUUGCGGUUUCUGUAUUUGGACCACGCAAGAUAAUCCAAGAACUUAUCUGCAAUAAGGCACUUUCUUUUGGCCAUCUCUCUCAUGAUGGGGGAGAAAAAUUGGGCCAAGAGGAUUUUUUGCAAGUAUUCAAGGAAUUAUUUACUCCUUGGUGUUUGCUUGGACAUGAUUCCUCUAUCAGUGCUCAACUAGAUCUCUUGCUUGCGUUAUUUGAAGAUGAAUCUUUUGCUGAGCAGUGGUGUAUAGUUAUCACAUAUGCAACAAAGCUAGAAUGUUGUGGAGCUAAGCCUGGGUCUCUAGAUUCUAACCAAAUAGCAGUUUUGGCAAUUCUCAUGGAAAAAGCAAGAGAGAAACUUAAGAAGCGAAAGGUGGGAGUGGAUUUCAAUCAUCACCAAGGCUGCCAGCCAGACCACUGGCAUCACGAGCUUCUUGAUUUAGCUGCAAUAUCUGUUGCCUGUUCUCUUCCUCCCUAUGGAACUUCUGAUUCUCGGUUUAUCCGGGCUGUCCUUGGUGGCUCAGUUGAAGAUGAUCAGGCUUCUUUUCUAUCCAGAGAUGCAAUGAUCCUGAUUUUUGAGGAUGUCCUCAAAAAGUUACUGACUUUUAUAAUGACCUCCUCUUUUAUAUGGGUUAAGGAUGCGGGUUCUUUAUUAGCUCCUACGGCAGUAGAUUCCAUGACAGAGCUGGAAUCUUCUGUUAACAUGCUGGAGGCAACUCAGUUUGCUCUUGAAAUACUUGAUGGUAGCUUCUUUUGCUUACAGACAUUUUGUGAGGGAAGUGAGGUAGUUCCAUGUCUUUCAGCUGCAUUAUUUAUUAUUGGUUGGGAGUGUAAUAUGGCAAGAGCAUUGGAUAAUGCAUUUGAUGAUCAAUCAAUGGAAAUAACAAAGGCAAGGAUGAAUUUUGGUGAAGCUUUACUUUCUUUGCGUGGUAAGAUAAACAAUACAUUCUGGCAAAGUCUCAGCAUACCCAAUCAGAAAAAGUUGGGAAGUAUUUUGAUUCUGACUAUCAGGUCUGCCAUUUUCAAGGAAGAUAAAGUAAAUGCUAAUGAGAUCACAUCUUUGUGCUUUCUGUGGAUGGCUGAAGUUCUUGAAUGUCUCUGUCAGGACCAAUAUCAAGAGCAGAAUUUCUUGGACCUUUUUCUAGCUAAUAGUGAUGUGUGGCCUUUGUGGAUCAUGCCAGAUUCUGGCUGUGCAAAAAGAUCAGCCUCCUUGAAAAUUAAAGAAAUUUCUAUUAAGACUAAUACAUCUGGGAGUCACAAGUCUGUUGCUAUAAUUGAGAAGCUGAUCUCUGCCCUUGGCAUUGAUAGAGUUGUUGCUGGUUAUGUUUCAAAGACUCCAAAUUCAACCGAGGAAGCAUCAAAAGAACUGGCUACCUCUCAUUUUUAUUCUCGAGCCUGGCUUGCUGCUGAAAUAUUAUGCACAUGGAAAUGGCAAGGAGGCAGUGCUUUAGGUUCUUUCUUACCUUUACUAUGCUCAUAUGCAAAGAGUGGAAAUUGUUCUCCAAAGGAAGGCUUGUUGGAUUCCAUUGUCAACAUUUUACUUGAUGGUGCUCUUGUUUAUGGUGCAAGUGGUGAAUUGAGAUUUUUCAAUGUUUGGUCCGCAUCAGAUGAUGAGGUGGAAAGCAUUGAGGAGCCCUUCUUGAGAGCUCUAGUAUCAUUCCUUAUUGCUCUGUUCACAGAAAAUAUAUGGGGAAAGGACCAAGCUGUGAUGCUUUUUGGGCUGUUAGCAAAUAAACUUUUUAUUGGUGAAUCAGUGAACGCAGAAUGUUUGAGGAUUUUUCCUCUAAUUUUAAGUGUUCUCAUUCGACCAUUAUACACCAUAGAGUCUGAUGAAUUGCAUAGAGAUGCUGUACCCACUUCUUUUGAGGAAAAUCAGAUAUGUGAUACUAUCAAGGAUUGGGUCCAAAGAACUCUAUCGUUUCCACCCUUAACUGCAUGGGAAACAGGACAAGAUAUGGAAGAAUGGCUUCAGUUGGUUCUAUCUUGUUAUCCUUUACGUGCACUGGGAGGAUCAAAAGCAUUGAUUCUUGAGAGAGACAUCGACCCUGUAGAGAGAUCUCUUCUACUUGAUUUAUUUCGAAAGCAAAGACAUGCUGGUAAAUCAGCUGCAGCCAGCCAGCUGCCAAUGGUGCAGAUAUUGCUAUCGAAGUUAAUGGCAGUUUCAGUUGGGUAUUGCUGGAAAGAAUUCAAUGAAGAAGAUUGGGAGUUUGUCUUGUUUCACUUGAGACGGUGGAUUGAAUCGGCAGUUGUAAUGAUGGAGGAAGUAGCUGAAAAUGUAAAUGAUGUCAUCAUUAAUAGAUCUAGUUCUGAUGACAAGGAAGUUAUUCUUAAGGAGCUUGAGCAUGCUGUUUUGCUUUUGGACUCUCCUCGUAUAAAUAUUGCUAGGAAUGCCCUUUUUGCAUUUUCUCUUUUCUCUGGGCUUACUGAACUCCAAAAUGCAGAAGAUGCAGAUAAUUCAAACCCCUUGAGGAGAGAAAGAUGGGAUCUUGUAAAAGACCGAAUUGUAGAAGGUAUUCUUCGCCUAUUCUUUUCCACUGGUGUCACUGAGGCCAUUGCUAGUUCUUAUACUGAGGCUUCAUCUGUUAUAGCAUCAACCCGGCUUGAUCAUCCUCACUUUUGGGAGUUAAUUGCUUUGAGCAUUGUUAACUCCUCACUACAUGCUAGAGAUAGAGCAGUGAGAUCAAUUGAGCUUUGGGGGCUAAGCAAAGGACCAAUUAGCUCCUUGUAUGCCAUCCUCUUUUCUUCCAAACCAGUUCCUUCUUUGCAGUUUGCUGCUUAUUUUAUUCUUGCAACUGAACCUGUUUCAAACUCUGCCAUCAUUAGCAAGGGCACAAGAUAUUUGGUUGGAAAUACUACUGAUACUUGUGAUAUUGAUUCAUCAUCUGAAGAAGGUAUCCAAUUGAGGGAGGACAUAUCUUGCAUCAUUGAAAGGUUACCAUAUGAGAUUCUGGAAGUGGACUUGGUUGCACAACAGCGGGUAUAUGUAUUCCUUGCUUGGUCUCUGUUGCUAUCACAUCUGUUGUCUUCACCACCAUCAUCACCUACCAGGGAGAGACUGAUUCAACAUAUACAAGAGUCUGCUAAUUCAACAAUAUUAGAUUGCAUUUUCCAACAUAUACCUUUGGAACUAAGCUCGGCAUAUAGCUUGAAGAAGAAAGAUAUAGAGAUUCCUGCUGAGUUAUCAGAGGCUGCCACUGCCGCAACCCGAGCCAUCUCAACAGGCUCAUUGUUGUUUUAUGUGGAAUCACUUUGGCCAGUUGGACCUGUGAAAAUGGCUUCACUUGCAGGUGCACUAUUCGGUUUGAUGCUUCGUGUUCUUCCUGCAUAUGUACGACAGUGGUUUAGUGAUUUACGUGACCGUUCUGCAUCAUCUCUAAUUGAGUAUUUUACAAAAGCAUGGUGCAGCCCUCCGCUAAUUGCAGAUGAGCUAUCUCAGAUCAAGAAAGCUAGUUUUGCUGAUGAGAAUUUUUCAGUGAGUGUAAGUAAGUCAGCCAAUGAGGUUGUUGCUACCUAUACAAAGGAUGAGACAGGAAUGGAUUUAGUUAUUCGUCUUCCCCCAUCUUACCCAUUGCGGUCCGUGGAUGUUGAUUGCACAAGGAGCCUUGGCAUUAGUGAAGUGAAGCAGAGGAAAUGGUUAAUGUCUAUGACGUCAUUUGUCCGUAAUCAGAAUGGAGCACUGGCUGAAGCUAUACGGAUAUGGAAGAACAAUUUUGACAAGGAAUUUGAAGGUGUUGAGGAGUGCCCCAUCUGUUACAGUGUGAUCCAUACUGUGAAUCAUAGCCUUCCACGCCUUGCUUGCAAGACCUGCAAACACAAGUUCCAUUCAGCCUGCCUGUACAAGUGGUUCUCCACUUCUCACAAAUCAACUUGCCCAUUGUGCCAGUCUCCAUUCUAAUCUAAACUGUUCAAACAAUGAUGCUUCAAUAGGUUAUAACAUUUCUUUUGUGGGAAAGAAUACAGAUCGAUUCAGUUAAAUGAGUCACGGUAUAAAUUUAUAGCACAAAAUUUGGUCGGAUUUAAACCUUCCUCGGGUGUACAUGAAUGCUGUUGAAUGAUCAGCCAUAUGAAAACAGGCACACUGAAUCGGCCCUUUGAUGAUAUCUACUGGUAUAUGUGACAUUAAUUUUAAGCUUAAUGAGUUAAUGAAGUAGGAGUUUGUGAAGAAGAUAUGCCUGCACCUACAAUUUUUGCAUACAGAGCAUGUCCGGACAACGUUGAUGAAGCCCCAUGAAUGAAGGGCCAUUAGUGAGUUGGAAAUGCAGAGUUGAGGGAUGUUGUCUUUGAUUCUGAAUAUAUUAUUGUUUAAUGUUCAGGAUUAGCAUAUGGGCAAUAUGUACAGAAAUGAAAUUUCCAUAGAAUGUUAGUUGGAAGAAACGAGGAUACUAAAAAAUAAUAAUAAAUAAUGAAACUGAGAAGAAACGAUUGAUGGGGUUUA